AUGCUUAGAAUUUUUUUCCUUUUUUUAACAUUCUUUUGUUACUUGAUAUAUUAUGUCCAGUGUGAUACCAUAAUAGUAGAUUCUGAUGAAGUUAUCCAAAAUUUUGAUAAAGAUACAGUUUUGAACCUGUCUGAAAAAUCCUUUAUCAUAUUUUUAGACACAAAAACCAGUAACAGUGAUAUAAAGGGAACAUACUCCAAAAUUUUAAAAAACUCUAAUGUAAGCAUAAUUGGGACUUGUGCUUAUGUUAAGGACUUAAUUAAAGGAAGAAGUCUUAAGUAUUUAGAUGAAUUAGGAACCCAGAACUAUAUUAAAUCAGAUGAUAUAUUCAAUUUUUCUAUCUACGUUUUCACGGUUAACGGUGAAGAAGAUAUUAUACCCCAAAUUUAUAAGAAACACCCAAGUUAUAUAACUUAUAUAAUCACCUGUAAAGAAAAUGAAAUUUUCGAUAAUCCUGAAUAUGCAAAAGAAAAUAAAAACGUUUUCCACACCAACCCGAGUAUUUUAUCCCAGUUGAUGGUUGUUUUUUUAAUAUUUUUCUUCCUAUUCAUUGGAUUUAACCUUUUAUUUAAUAUUGGAACUCCAAAGAUAUUCGAGGAAAAACAAUUAAUAAUUAAUAAAGAACACUGA
This is a messenger RNA of Plasmodium malariae, 630 nucleotides long. RefSeq names its product conserved Plasmodium protein, unknown function. The transcript is spliced from 9 exons. Lineage: Eukaryota; Apicomplexa; Aconoidasida; Haemosporida; Plasmodiidae. The record is from RefSeq and is a predicted model, not a curated record. Bases 1 to 630 code for a protein of 209 amino acids.